Messenger RNA from Chenopodium quinoa (quinoa), 3963 nucleotides. RefSeq lists its product as uncharacterized. The transcript has 4 exons. Gene Ontology annotation, biological process: DNA integration. The record is from RefSeq and is a predicted model, not a curated record. NCBI's taxonomy places the organism in Eukaryota, Viridiplantae, Streptophyta, Magnoliopsida, Caryophyllales, Amaranthaceae. The coding region runs from base 1 to 3963 and encodes 1320 amino acids. Gene Ontology annotation, molecular function: nucleic acid binding.
AUGAUUGAAGAAGUGGCCAAGCAUUAUGCAUAUGGAGGUGAUAGAAGGCAACCUCAAACAAAGAUGGGCGGAAUUCAUGAUCUUAGUGCAAUAGAUCUUAUUGCAUCAAAGUUUGAUAUGCUAGCUCACAAGCUAGAUCAAGCCACCCUCACACCCUCAAGCUCUUCCUCGCAAGUCAUGUCUUGUGAGACUUGUGGAGGAAAUGAUCACUUAUCCUCUUAUUGCAACUCAACGAAUCAAGAGCAAGCGGCGGCAAUUGGGCAAAGGAAUGAACAAUACUCCCAAUCCCACAAUCAAAGUUGGAAGCCCCAACAUAACACGGGAUGGAAGCAAUACAACCAAGGCCCCCCACAAAAUAACUACAACCAAAAUCAAACCCAACCUCAAAACCACUACAACCAACCUCAAUCACAAAACCAACAAGCUCCAUACCGCCAUCCCAACCAAAGGGAUCAAAACCACCAAAGAUCUCAAUAUAACCAACCCGCUCCUCCUCCUCCACCUCCUCAAAAGACUAGCCUUGAGUCCAUUCUUGAAACUUUCAUGACACAACAAAUAAGGAACAAUGUGGAGAUGAAUGCAAACAACCAACAACUCCAAGCACAUAAUAAGAUAAUGGAGGGCCAAUUGGCUCAAAUUGCACAACAAGUUGGAAGUUCAUCCUCCAAUCCUAGUGGUCACUUUCCAAGCUCAACGGUAGUGAAUCUAAAGGAGAAAGCUAAGGCCAUCACUUUGAGAUCGGGAAGGGGUUAUGAGGGCCCGGUUAUGAGUGAAGAGGAGCCACAAAAGAGAGAUGAGGGAGUUGUGGUGAGAAGUGAGGAUGAUUUUGAAAAUGAAGUAGUUGAAGUUGAGAGAAAAGAGCAAAAGAGUGAUGAGGGAGCCACAAAGAAAGACGAGGGAGAUGAAGAAAGAAUAGAAAAGCCCCCUAUGAGAGAUCUUCUAUCCAACAAGAGUAGGCUUGAAGAGAGUGCAACCAUCUCCCUUCCUAAGGAGGUGAGUGCAAUCAUUCAAAACAAGCUUCCCCAAAAGCUUGGUGACCCCGGUAGCUAUGCAAUACCGGUGAAGAUUGGAGAUUUGGAAGCUAUGGAUGCUUUAUGUGAUCUUGGGGCAAGCGUGAGCUUGAUGCCCUAUUCUAUUGCAAAGACCUUGAAAGUUGGAGACUUGAAACCAACAAGAAUGUCCUUACAACUAGCCGACCGCACGGUUAGGCUACCUUUGGGGAUUCUUGAAGAUGUGCCGGUUCAAGUUGGAAGAGUAUUUGUACCAUGUGAUUUUGUAGUAAUGGAGAUGGAAGAAGAUUCAAGAGUACCCCUCAUUUUGGGGAGACCAUUUUUGAACACCGCGGGAGUGGUGAUUGAUAUGAAGGAAGGAAGAUUGACUUUGAAUGUGGGAGAUGAGAAAAUUUCAUUUUCAUUCUCACAAACUUUAAAAAAUCCAUUGAUUAAUGAAGUUCAUAGAAUUGACACAUUGGAGAGGGACUUAGAAGAGUUCCGAGAAAGAUUGUAUGAAAGAGAUCCUUUACAAGCUACCUUAACGGGAAGCUUAGUUGAGGAGGGUGAAGAAGCAAAGGGGUACGAUCUCUUGCUCAACCAACCUUUGGCCCACGAGGUGAUAAAAUUUGAAGUGCUUAACGUGGAGGCAAAAGAGGAGAGGACUACGCCUCCUCCUAAGGUUGAACUUAAACCCCUUCCCCCUCUACUUAAAUAUGCUUUUCUUGAUGAUAGUGAGAAUUAUCCCGUUAUUUUCAAUGCUAAGCUCGAUGACACCUCUCUUGAGAAACUCCUAGUUGUUUUAAGGAAGUAUAGAGAUGUCAUUGGGUACAAAAUUGAUGACAUUAAGGGGAUAAGUCCCACCAUAUGCAUGCAUAAAAUUCUACUUGAUGAUGAUCAUGCUUCCUCGAUUGAGCACCAAAGAAGGCUCAAUCCCAAUAUGAAGGAAGUGGUGAACUUAGUUUUGAAUUGGGAGAACGGUCAUUUCAUGGUAGAGGAGGGAAUUGUUCUUGGUCAUGUGAUUUCUAGUAGGGGCAUUGAGGUAGAUCGUGCCAAGAUUGAAGUAAUUGAGCGCCUCCCACCCCCUUCAAAUGUGAAGGGGAUAAGGAGCUUUCUUGGACAUGCGGGUUUUUACCGCCGGUUCAUAAAGGAUUUUUCAAAAAUCGCAAAGCCGCUCACUCAAUUGUUGGUAAAAGAUGCCCCUUUUGUGUUUACUAAUGAUUGUUUGCUAGCAUUUGAUAGGUUGAAGGAGGCCUUGAUUUCGGCUCCUAUAAUUCAACCCCCUAAUUGGGAACUUCCUUUCGAGCUUAUGUGUGAUGCUUCGGAUUUCGCCGUUGGGUCUGUUCUUGGACAAAGGAAGGACAAGAAGCUCCAUGCUAUCUAUUAUACUAGCAAAACAUUGGAUGAGGCACAAAGGAAUUACACAACCACGGAAAAGGAGUUUCUAGCCAUUGUUCAUGCAAUUGUGAAGUUUAGGUCCUACUUGUUGGGCUCUAAGGUCAUAGUUUUCACCGACCAUGUGGCCUUGAAGUACCUCUUGUCUAAGAAGGAACCUAAGCCAAGAUUGAUACGGUGGGUCUUGCUCUUGCAAGAUUAUGAUAUUGAGAUUAGAGACAAGAAGGGUGCCGAAAAUGUUGUGGCUGAUCAUCUUUCACGGUUGCCUAUAUUUGUAGGUGAUCUUGAUAACUUGCCAAUUGAUGAUUCAUUUCCGGAUGAUCGACUAUUUGCUAUCCUUCAAGUACCGGCACCAUGGUUUGCGGACAUUGCAAACUACUUGUCUUGCUCUAUUCUUCCUCCCGACCUCACCUAUCAACAAAAAAGGAAGUUUCUUCAUGAUAUUCGCCAAUACUUUUGGGACGACCCCUUGCUCUUUAAACAAGGUGUUGAUGGCCUUUUUAGAAGGUGUGUCCCGGAUGAUGAAAUUGAAAAUGUUAUCACAAUGUGUCACUCAUCACCUUGUGGAGGACAUAUGAGUGCUAACAAAACUUUGGCAAAGAUCUUACAAUGUGGUUUCUAUUGGCCUUCCAUGUUCAAAGAUGUGUGGGGUGUAGUGAAAGCUUGCGACCGGUGUCAAAGAACCGGCAAUAUUUUAAGAAGAAGUGAAAUGCCAUUGAACAACAUUCUUGAGUUGGAGAUUUUUGAUGUAUGGGGCAUAGAUUUUAUGGGGCCUUUCCCAACCUCUUUUGGGAACAAAUUCAUUCUUGUGGCCGUCGAUUACGUGUCAAAGUGGGUAGAAGCGGUUGCAUCUCCUACUAAUGAUGCUAAGGUGGUGGUUAAACUCUUCAAGAAGGUCAUUUUUCCGAGGUUUGGGAUGCCACGUGCCGUCAUUAGUGAUGGAGGUUUGCAUUUUGCAAAGCGGUCCUUCCAAGCUCUUCUUCAGAAGUACAGUGUGAGGCACAAGGUGUCAUUGGCUUACCACCCUCAAACAAGUGGUCAAGCCGAAAUUUCAAACCGGGAGAUAAAGGCCUACCGCACCGCAUUCAAGACUCCCAUUAGCACCACCCCUUACAAGCUAGUAUAUGGGAAAUCAUGCCAUUUACCGGUAGAACUUGAGCAUCGUGCUCAUUGGGCUAUUAAAACGUUGAACUUUGACCUUCAAAGUGCCGGUGAAAAGAGGUUACUUGACCUCCAUGCCUUGGAAGAGCUAAGAUUGGAUGCAUAUGAGAAUGCACGGAUCUACAAGGAAAAGACCAAGGCUUGGCAUGACAAGCAUAUCAACAAAAGAGAGUUCAAGGAAGGUGACAAGGUCCUACUAUUCAAUUACCGGUUGAAGUUGUUUCCGGGUAAGCUAAAAUCAAGAUGGAGUGGACCUUUUACCGUCAAGAAGGUGUUCCCAUAUGGUGCAAUCGAAAUGGCCAAAGAGAAUGGUGAACCGUUCAAAGUAAAUGGCCAAAGGCUAAAAGCGUACUUUGAUGGUUUUGUGAAUGAAGAGGCAAAAGUUGUUCACCUUGAUGAGUUCGAUAUUCCUCACUAA